GUGGGCACCCAUCCCUGGGGGCUGCCAGAUCCCACCCCGGGGCCCUUCGCCGGGGCUGGAGGAGCCACAGGUUCAGGGGGGCUCAGCUGGCAAGGGCAGCAUUUGGCAGGAGCUCCAGGUUUGUUUGCGGCAGGCUGGGAUCACUGCUGGCCCCCCCUCACCAACCUCAGUGCUUAUUUACUUGGAGAAGGAGGUGGAAAUGCGCUGACCGCGUCCGCCGGCGGCGAGGGGCUCCGGUCUGGACAGAACCAGCUUGGGUGGAAAACAGCUCCCCAGCUCCGGCUCUGGUGGUGGGGAGGCAGCUGGGAGGGCGAGGGGGGCCCCCCUGGCUCCAGGUACAGCUCUCGCCUUCCCGAGGUGAACCGCCGCGGCGGGCUGAGCCGGUGUUGCCGCAAAGCCGGGGCCAAGCCAGCUGUGCCACCGUGCCAGCCUCGCCAACCGCGCCAACCACGCCAGCCGCCCGACCCUGCGGCUCCAUAGGAAAGGGUCCCUGGACGCCCGGCUCAACGCCCGCACCACGGUGCAGGAUGGGUGCCGCGGCAGUGCCGCUGGCGGCCACCUGCGUGCUGCUGGCCCUGCUCCCUAUGGCCAGCAGCCAGACCACCCCUCCCGCUGGCUGCAGCAAGGACCUCUCCUCCCUCUACUACAACCUCUGCGACCUCUCGUCAGCCUGGGGCAUCGUGGUGGAGGCUGUGGCCAGCCUCGGCGUGGUGACCAGCUUCGUGCUCACCAUUGUCCUGGUGGCCAGCCUGCCCUUUGUGCAAGACUCUCAGAAGAAAAGCUUGGUGGCCACACAGGUCUUCUUUCUUCUGGGCAACUUUGGGCUCUUCUGCCUGACAUUUGACUUCAUCGUGGGGCCAGAUUUCUCCACAUGCACCUCUCGCCGCUUCCUCUUUGGUGUCCUCUUCAGCAUCUGCUUCUCCUGCCUGCUGGCACACGCUGUGGCCCUCAACUUCUUGGCACGGAGAAACCAGAGCCCACGGGGCUGGGUGACGCUGGCAGUGGCCCUGCUUCUCACCUUGGUGGAGGUCAUCAUCAACGCUGAGUGGCUCAUCAUCACAGUGGUGCGGCAAGAGGGCAGCUCCCCAGACCCUUGCCAGCUGGCGGAUGCUGACUUUGUCAUGGCACUCAUCUACGUCAUGUUCCUGCUGGUGGCUACGUUCACCACUGCCUGGCCGGCCCUCUGUGGCCACUACAACCGCUGGCGCAAGCACAGCGCCUUCAUCCUGGCCACCACCGGCUUCUCCAUUGCCAUCUGGGUGGCGUGGAUGGCCAUGUACCUCUAUGGGAACCAGCACGCAGGCGAGAAACCCGGCUGGGAUGACCCCACACUGGCCAUCGCACUGGUCUCCAACGCCUACGUCUUCCUCUUCCUCUACGUCAUCCCUGAGGUGACACAUGUGACGCGGCAGGACCCUGAGCAGGCCUUUGAGGAUGACAUGUACCCCACACGCGGGGUGGGCUAUGAGACCAUCCUCAAGGAGCAGAAGUCACAGAGCAUGUUCGUGGAGAACAAAGCCUUCUCCAUGGAUGAGCCCUCCUUCGCCAAGAAGCCGGUGUCCCCAUACAGUGGCUACAACGGGCAGCUCCUGACCAGCGUCUACCAGCCCACCGAGAUGGCUCUGAUGCACAAGGGGCCGACUGAAGGUCCCUACGACGUGAUCCUGCCCCGUGCCUCUACCGCCAGCCCGGCAACCGGCAGCGCCAGCUCCACGCUGCGAGCCGAGGAUGCCUUUGCGGCACAAGCCCGGCACAGCAGUGCCCAGCGGGACGGCAGGAGCUGCCAGGUGCAGUCCCCAUACAGCAGGAACCGGUGGUGAAGCCCCCGCAGCGCGAGUCCCACAGCGCCGGCAUAGCCGUGGCCCCACCGUCCUGCUCCUGAGGUCUCGCCAUGCCUCAUCCCACCCUGCCGCGUACAUCCCACUCCGUCCGGAGCCAGUUCCUGUGCAGGGGAUGCCUGGAUGUGGUCCCAGAGCCAGCGCUCCUGCCUGCCUGUCCUGCCUGGCUGCGGCACCCACAAGCUGCCAGCUCUGCACGGACCCCCACGUCCCUGCUGCCAUCCCUGCUGCAAGGACCAGCUCCCAUGGGGCCACCCUGAACCGUCCCCUAGCUGCCUUCCUGACACACGGACACUCCAUCUCCUCUGGGCCAGGGAUCAGCCGCCACCGAGAAGCCGGUGGGACUCCUCCCUGGGCUCCCCCAGGGCGCUGAGCCCCCCCAGUUCCACGCUGAGCCUCGCCAGCCCUGUGGACAUUGCACGCCCUGCACCGUCCUGCCACAGGGUACAAGAAAACAGAACUCUCCCCAGCCUUGGCUCCCACUGUGCCUCAGUUUCCCCGUUGCCAGGGAAGGGAGGCUGCUCAGGGUCCAGGAGAUCCGUGCCUUGCUGGGGCUGGGGACCCAGCUCCUCAUGGCUCCAGCCACCUUCUCUGUGCCUUCCCCUCUCGGGGAUCCGUCCUGGGGAGCAGGGAGGGAGCUGGGCUUCUCAACCUCCUCGUGACUUUCUCUCUUAUGUUUCCUCUUCCCCUGAUUUUUCAGGUCAGACCCAAUAAAAGUGGGUUUUU
Messenger RNA from Cuculus canorus (common cuckoo), 2564 nucleotides. It is a transcript of the gene GPRC5C, whose product is annotated as G protein-coupled receptor class C group 5 member C. Bases 528 to 1820 code for a protein of 430 amino acids. The transcript has 5 exons. Gene Ontology annotation, biological process: G protein-coupled receptor signaling pathway. Gene Ontology annotation, molecular function: G protein-coupled receptor activity; protein kinase activator activity. The record is from RefSeq and is a predicted model, not a curated record. NCBI's taxonomy places the organism in Eukaryota, Metazoa, Chordata, Aves, Cuculiformes, Cuculidae. Gene Ontology annotation, cellular component: extracellular exosome; intracellular membrane-bounded organelle; plasma membrane.